AUGGGAAUUUGCAUUUCAGGUGAUUUGAAGACCUUUUGGACACAGUUGGGAGGUAGAAGAGUGGAUGCCAUAUUUGAGCAGGUGCAAGAUGUGCUGCUUUUGCUAAAGGAAAAGAUCAAGAAUGGAACUGCCACAAAUGAAGAAUGCUGGCAAGCUUGGGCACUGGUGAAUGAAGCUAAUGUAGGUGAUCUCUUAACCUUGACAAAUGUAAGUGAUGUGUUUGACAGAGAUGGCAUACAGGAAACCAAACUCAAAUUGCAGCCUCUUCUUACAGAUGACAACACUCCAAAGUCUGUAGAAGGUUCUCAAAGCAGAAAGAAGGAGAUGGAAAAAACAGAUUCAGGGAGUAAAGAAGCAUCUAGUAAAGUUCAAGAUUUACCUUCAAACCUGCAGUAUCAGAACCACAAGUGCUCUAGUGCAUGUCUUGCCAACAGAGCAGCAGGCUUCUACAAGGGUGAAAAUCCUCUUAAGAUACCGAUCCUGUUUCGCUUCCAAAGAUGCCAUGCAAAAGCAGACUGCCUUUCCAAAUCACUGGAUGUGAAUUACAAAGCUCCAUGCGGUCGGAGUCUGAGAAGCUUUCAAGAUGUACAAAAUUAUUUGUUUGAAACUGAGUGCAAUUUCUUAUUUGUUGAUUAUUUCUCCUUCAACACAUAUGUACUGUUAGGUAGGAACACUGUAAAUCCAGAACCCCUUGUGUUUGAUUCUGAUAUUAGCCAUGGAGCUGAGUCUGUGCCUGUUUCCUUCUGCAAUGAUAUUGACUGUGCAAGAUUACCUUAUUUCAAAUAUCGGAGGGCAUCAUGGCCACGUGGAUAUUACCUCAACAACUUAUCCAGCAUGUUUGUUGAUUCAUGUGGCUGCACAGAUGGCUGCAUUGAUAGGUCAAAAUGUGCAUGCCUACAGCUAACUGCAAGAGGCUGUAGUAAAACUUCUGUAUCUCCAAAUGGUAAAAUAUCCUAUGGAUACAGUUACAAAAGACUAGAGCGACCUGUUCCUAGUGGAAUUUAUGAGUGCAGUGUGUUGUGCAGGUGUGACAAGAUGAUGUGUCAGAACAGAGUUGUACAGCAUGGCAUUCAAGUCAGGUUGCAAGUGUUCAACACAGAGAAGAAAGGCUGGGGCGUUCGCUGCCUAGAUGAUAUCGACAAGGGGACUUUUGUCUGUACCUACUCAGGCAGAUUAAUGAGCAGAGCUGAAAUUCAAGUACUGGGAGAUGCUGGUCAAGAGCUUAAAGAAAAUAAUGCUGUGAAUAACAGAGGCCAUGGCUUUUUCUCCAAGAAAAGAAAACUUGACACUGAUUGUUCAGACUCUGUGACUGAACUAGUGCAGACUGGCAAAAAUGACAUUCCUGAGAAGCAAGGAUCUUUGUCUCAGGUUGUGGAUAAUGAAAAUAAAUCAACCCUGGUUCGUCCAAGGAAUUUAAGCACUGACACUGCAAGAAGGCCUGGAACUAGAACAGUUAUUUUUCAUAAUCACCAGCAAAAAAAGAUAGAAAUAGAUACAAUGGCGAUCAGUGCCACCUCAGAUGAAGAUAAUAGUUCUCCAAUUAAUCAGUCAAGCAAAACAAAACUAACCAGUGGAUCAAAGACAGGAAAAGAAAAAUCCACUCAACAGCAAAAGGAAGCACAUCCAGUGGAAACUGGACAGACUGAGUCUGCUGAUGUGGACAGUGCAGAAUGCAAAAGAAAGAAUGUGUCUCUGCAGGGUGUUGAUUGCGGCAAGUCAGGUGUGCUGGAUGACAUAUCUGUUGUGAAGCCAUCCAAAAACAUACCACUAAAGGCUGACUGCAAAAACAAAAAUCACAGGCAAUCGAAAGACCUAUUUUGUGAGGAGGCUGGUGGUGACAGGAUGCUUCUGAAGAACGUUAAUGAAGAAAAUAUUUAUGUACUGGAUGCCACAAAAGAAGGAAAUGUGGGUCGUUUUCUUAAUCACAGUUGCUCCCCAAAUCUCUUUGCACAGUGCAUUUUUGUAGAGACUCACAACAGAAGUUUCCCAUGGGUGGCGUUCUUCACAAACAGGCAUGUGAAAGCUGGAACCGAACUCACAUGGGAUUAUGGUUAUGAAGCUGGAAGUAUGCCAGAGAUAGAGAUUUCCUGUGAGUGUGGAGUUCAGAAGUGCAGGAAAAAUUUUCCUGCUCCAGGUGUUUUGUGCGUAAUGGAGAAGAUGGUGAGAAGAACAUGUGCAUUUUGCUCAGAUGGGGAGGCUGGUUCUGUGAUGUAUAUUGCCAAAGAGCGAAAUAUUGCCGCUCAUCAGGAUUGUCUGUUAUUUUCUUCAGGAUUUGUGGAAUCUGAAGAAUAUAACCCAGAUAACCUGGAACUAAGGUUUGAUGUGGCAUCAGUGUUGAAAGAACUCAAGAGAGGAAAGCGGCUGGUGUGCAACUUCUGCCGCAAGAAAGGAGCCACUGUGGGCUGUGAGGAAAGAGCCUGUCGCAGAAGCUACCACUACUUCUGUGCACUCUGUGACGAUGCAGCCAUAGAAGUGGAUGAAGUAAAUGGAAUUUACCGAGUGUUCUGCCCAAAACAUGACCCAGGCAAUAGGACCAAUCACUAUGGUACAGCUAAUAAGAGGAGAAGACAUACAGUGAAAUCUCCCACCAUGGCGGAACAAAUGAGCACACAAGAGACAGCAGAAGAAAACAGUUUACGAAUACUAAAAAGAAAAAACAACAGGCAUAAAGUGCGAAUAGACUUUCUUAGGAAAUGUAAGCAGGCUGGGCUCCUGGAUGACAUAUUUGAAGAAAUGCUGGACACACUUCACCUGGCACAGGAAAAACUGAUGGAUGACAACACUUCAGAAACAGAGUAUGAAGAGACAGUAAUAUCACUCUUUGACUGUGGACUGUUUGAAAAUAUACUGACAAAUAUUCAUUCAGGAACAGAGGAAAAAAUCCAGGAACUUCUGGAAAGCAGAAAAAAACUGGAUACUAAGAUUGAACUACUGCAGGACUUGAAAGAAGUCGACCUUCUUACCCAAGAGAACACUGCCAGUACAUCUAGUACAAUGUCUGAAUAACCCUUGAGUCUGUCUGUAGUGGUGUCAAUAUUUAGGAUUUUCUAAUGGUAGAAACCAUAGAGCCUGUCUGGUCAGUGUCUUGAGUAAUUCCCUCUGGCCCUCACCCCUACCCCAAGAUAGGGAUACAGGCAAGAAGUGGGUGUUCUACUAAUUUUUAUACCUCAGUGUUGCAAUAAUUUUAAGUUGUCCCUUUCUUUAAAUUUUCCCCUGGAGCAAUGAGCAUUACACACCAAAUGUUAGCUUUUUCUAAAGCUCAGUAAACCUUCCAAUGAAGACUUCUGUUGCCUUUCAGACAAGGGACCACCAGCUGCCACAGAGCACUUGUUAAAGUCACUUCAGCUGUGGGAGCCCUCUUCUGAUUGUGCUGUAGCUGCUUCACUGUCUGCAGGACAGUGAUGGUUUAAGGAUCAUGUUGCUGCUUUGGCUUUCCAAAGAAGAUAAAAUUAGCAGAACUUGCACUUACAGAAGCCUUCUGAAUUAUAAACAGGAGUUUGGAUUUUUUAAUUCAAUGAUUCUUGAUUGACUGCUCAAUGUAUAACUUGUUCUGCUGUAACAGUGUUUGCAAGCAGACCCAAAACAGUUGGGCAUCAUACUCUAUGUAAAAUGGGUCAAAGAACAAAUUGUGUUUUCCUUUCACUAGUAAGAAAGGAUAUGACUUCCAUCUGUGUUGUCUUUAAAAAAAAUGUUUUGAAUACAAAAAAGCAUUGUUUAGCUACACAAGGGUAAGUUAACAAAAUAAGAUGUUUAUAA
Melopsittacus undulatus (budgerigar) is the source of this 3756-nucleotide messenger RNA. Its product is annotated as SET domain bifurcated histone lysine methyltransferase 2. Gene Ontology annotation, biological process: negative regulation of gene expression; heterochromatin organization. Gene Ontology annotation, molecular function: histone H3K9 methyltransferase activity; protein binding; zinc ion binding. The transcript has 21 exons. The coding region runs from base 1 to 3006 and encodes 1001 amino acids. The record is from RefSeq and is a predicted model, not a curated record. Lineage: Eukaryota; Metazoa; Chordata; Aves; Psittaciformes; Psittaculidae. Gene Ontology annotation, cellular component: nucleus.